UUGGAUGGGAGACCAGGGUGAGUAUUACGGCAUCAUGAGAAAUGCACAAAAAGUUAUGCAGACACAAGCUCUCGAGCUUACUGUCGCGCGUCAUUCCAGGAAGGAACAGCUAUUGUCGUCUCCUUGUCCAUUUAAUUAACAUCCAUCAACCAUUCAAUCGCGUCAUUUUACAUCUAUCUCAUCAUCGACAUUGUUCGAAAUCCACUGAUACAUACCAAAACACGUCAGUGAACAACUCGCGACAAGAUGGCCGAGUACACCAAGAUGAAGAACGCCGACCUCGAGGCGCUGCUCAAGGAGCGCAACCUCCCUCACACCGGCAAGAAGGCCGAACUGGUCAAGCGACUUCAAGACAGCGAUGCGCAACCCGCUGACGGCGACGCGCCCGCUGCCACCAAGAACGACGACGAGAUCGAUUGGGACGACGAGCCUGCCGCCGCCGCAGCUGCCAAAGCAACCACAGACUCCGCCUCCGUCGCAAUCGCAGCCGGCGGUCAAGGACAAGCCCCAAACCCUCAAGCCGUACCAAACCAGCAAGCCGACAUUGAUCCUUCGCAAACAGACGACCUCACAGUGAUCAAGCCCGCCGAAGACGCGUCAACAGCUCAACCCGCAGACUCCGAGACCGCCGAUGCCAGCGCACCUGCAGAAGUUCAACCGGAAGAGCCGGCCAAGCCUGCCGUCGACUUUACCUCUGGACUCGCAAAGACGACUCUAGACCAAGAAAUUGAAAAGCGCAAGAAGCGCGCAGCAAAGUUCGGCAUGAACGAGGACGAAGAUGAGGCUUUGAAGGCAUUGGAACGCGCAAAGCGUUUCGGCAAGAGCGAGAUGCCGGGAAAGCUUAACGAGGCCCUUCCAGAGCGUCGCGAGCGCAAGAGAGCUGCUCCCGCAGACGGAGAGCAGCAGAGUGCCAGCAAGAAGCCCGAUGUCAAGCGCGAGAACAAUGACAACAAGCGUGGUGGUGGUCGCAGGGGUGGUGGUGGAAGAGGAGGUGCAGCAGCUCAAGCCAAGGCUCCUGCUGCACCCGCUGCUUCUGCGCCUGCAAAGGAGAAGAAGCCGCAGAUGAGCGAGGCGGACAGGGCAAAGGCAGAGGCACGAAAGGCUAGAUUUGCAUAGGAGGAACGACUUCGUAGUCACGGUAUUUGGUAGACUUAUACCUCUUUGUUGCGUCUCCUGGAUUCCGAAGCCACUUUGACUGGUAUCGUUGCAGAGAUAUCAUCAUUGACGACCAGAGAGGACAUGACCGGAUGAUACUUGUGACGAGUACGCUUUGCGAUGUUCGGGACUUGACUACUUUCCAGCAUAUUUCUCUUUUUGAAAAAGCGAUCCUGUACCAGACUCGG
This is a messenger RNA of Aureobasidium subglaciale EXF-2481, 1343 nucleotides long. RefSeq lists its product as uncharacterized. Gene Ontology annotation, cellular component: nucleus. Lineage: Eukaryota; Fungi; Ascomycota; Dothideomycetes; Dothideales; Saccotheciaceae. Gene Ontology annotation, biological process: poly(A)+ mRNA export from nucleus. The transcript has a single exon. The record is from RefSeq and is a predicted model, not a curated record. The coding region runs from base 247 to 1116 and encodes 289 amino acids.